Molecule: messenger RNA, 3654 nt
Organism: Penaeus vannamei (Pacific white shrimp)
Lineage: Eukaryota; Metazoa; Arthropoda; Malacostraca; Decapoda; Penaeidae
Source: RefSeq, a predicted model, not a curated record
CUGUACCCCUCUCCCUCCUCUGUACCCCCUCUCCCUCCCUCACCCUCUCCCUCUCCCUCCGUGAACCUCGACGAAAAUAAAGGAAAAGCAGAACGAGAGAGCAAAGUCGAGACAGACCAGAGAGCCGAAACACAUGCCGCCCGUCUCUCGGCCUCCACGCCCGCCAGCCCCCGUCCUCGGCCUCCACGCCGCGCAGCACCGCCCGUCCCCUCGGCUCACGCCGCCAGCCCGCCGUUCGGCCGGUCCUCCUCCACGCCCGCCAGCCCGCCCGUGCCCUCGCCUCCCACGCCCGCCAGCCCGCCCGUCCCUCGGCCUCCACGCCCGCCAGCCCGCGCCCUCCGCUACGCCCGCCAGCCGCCGUCCCGCCUCCACGCCCCGCCUCCACGCCCGCCCCGCCGUCCACGCCCGCCAAGCCCGCCAGCCCGCCGUCCCUGCGGCGCUCCACGGCCCGCCAGCCCGCCCUUCGUCUCUCGCCCUGCCGCUCGCUCGCCCGUCCCUCCACGCCCGCCGUCCUCGGCUCCGCCCUGCCAGCCACCGCGCGUCCCUCCACGCCCGGCCUCGCACGCCCGCCAGCCCGCCCGUCUCGGCCUACUCUCACGCCCGCCAGAUCCGCUCCGUCCUCGGCCUCUCACGCCCGCCAGCCAGCCGCGUCCCUCGCCCUCCAGCGCCCGCCGCUCCCUCGGCUCUUCCACGCCCGCCCGUCCCUCGCCCUCCCACGCCGCACCGUCCUCCGGCCUCCACGCCCGCCAGCCCGCCGUCCCUCGGCCUCCCACGCGCGCCGCCCGCCAGCCCGCCCGUCCCGUCGCCUCCACGCACGCCGCCGUCCUCGGCUCUCCUGGCCUCUGGCCCGCCAGCCCGCCGUCCCUCGCCUCCACGCCCGCCGCCCCGCCUCGGCCUCCACGCCGCCGUCUUCUCCAUCCACACGCCCUCCGCUCCACGCCCGCCCCCGCCCGUCCCGUCGCCGCCCGCCGCCCGCCCGUCCUCGGCCUCCACGCGCCCGCCCGGUCCCUCGGCACGCCCGCCCGUCCUCGGCCUCCACGCCCGCCAGCCGUUCCCUCGGCGGCCACGCCCGCCCCGUCCCUCGGCUCCACGCCCGCCAGCCCGCCCGUCCCUCGGCCUCCCCGGCCGCCCGUAUCCUCCCGCACUCGUCCCGUCCCAUUUCGGCCCUCCAAUCUCGUCUCCAAGUCACGUAACGGAUCUCCCAUCGGCCUCACAUGUCCCGCCCGUCACUCGGCACUCUCCGACGCCGCCCGUCCCUCUGCCUCCACGCCCGCCCGUCCCUCGGCCUCCACGCCCGCCCGUCCCUCGGCCUCCACGCCCGCCAGCCCGCCCGUCCCUCGGCCUCCAACUGCCCGCUCCCCUCGGGCUCCACGCCCGCCGUCCCUCGGCCACGCCCGGCCCGUCCCGUCCACGCGCCUCCACGCCCGCCCGCCCGCCCGUCCCUCGGCCUCCUCCCUCGGGCUCACGCCCGCCCGGGCCGUCGGCCCCAGCCCGCCGUCCCUCGGCCUCCGCUCCCUCGGCCUCCCCGCCCCCCCCCUCUCGCUUCCACGCCCGUCCCUCGCCUCAGGGACGCCACAGCCCGUCGGGUACGGCCUCCACGCCCGCCUCCGUCCGGCUCGCCUCGCCACGAAAUCCGCCGUCUCGGCAUUCCACGCCCGGGCCCGUCCCUCGGCCUCCAGCACGCCCGCCCGUCCUCGGCCUCCAGCCCGCCCGUCCUGUCGGGCUCCGCACGUGGACCCGCGGCGUCCUCGGCCGUCCACGGCCCGCCCGUCUCUCGGCCUCGCACGCCCGCUGCCCGCCCGGGUCCGUCGGUCAUGGGCACGCCCGGCCCUGUCCGGUCGGCCUCCACGCCCGCCCGUCCUCGCCUCAGUCAGCGCGCGGCCCGUCGCUCGGCUCCAACGGCCCGCACGUCCUGCGGCGUCCACGCCCGGCCGUCCUCGCGCUCCACGCCGCCCGUCCCGUCGGCUCCACGGCCCGCCCCGCCCGUCCCUCGGCCUACACGCCGCGCCGCCCGUCCCUCGGCCUCAACGCCCGCCGCCCGUCCUCGGCCUCCCCGCCCGGGCCCGUGCCCUCGGUCACACGCCCGUCAGUCCUCGUCGGCCUUCCACGCCCGCCCCCCGUACCCCGGCCUCACGAAGAGCAGAACGUACGCUAGUGUUGCCGCCCGUCUCGGCUCCACGGCCCGCCCGUCUUUGGGCUCCCACGCGUCAGUCUUCGGCGCUCACAGCCCGGCCCCCGUCGCCGCGCUCCACGCCCGCCCGUCCUCGGCUCCACGCCCGCUCAGCCGCGCCGUCCCUUGGCCUCCACGCCCGCCAGCCUCCGGCCCGUCCUCGGCCUCCACGCCCGCGCAUAGCGCCGCCCGUCCGCUGCGCUCCACGCGGCCGCCGUCCCUCCGGCCUCCAGACGCCCGCCAGCCCGUCACUCGGCCUACGCACGCCGCACCCGCCCGUCCCUCGGCCUCUCACGCCCGCCGCCGUGCCUCGGGCCUUCCUACAGGCCGCCAGCCCCGUCCUCGGGUUGGCGCUCAUUGCCACGCCGCCCCCGCGUACCCUGUUCGGCCGUCACGCGCCCGCCCGUCCCUCGGCCUCCACGCCGCGCCCCGCCCUCCCUCGGGCCUCAUGGUACGCCGCGCCCGUCCCUCGGCCUCCACCCCGAUCCCGACGCCGCUUCCCUCCCUCGGCCUCCAACGCCGCCCCCCUCCCUCGGCCUCACGCCCGCCCGUCCCUCGCCUCCACGCCGCGGCCGUCCGCCGCCUACUGCCGCCUGCCCGCUCGCCCGCCCGCCCCGCCCCGCACUGGCCCGCCCGUCCCUGCGGCUCCCAGCGCGCCGUCGUACCCCGGUCCCCGCCGCGCCCGCCCGUCCCCCUCGCCCCACGCCCGCCCCACGCCGGCCACGCCGCCCGUCCCUCGGCCUCCAGCGCCCGGCCGGGCCGUCCUUCGGCCCUCCACGCCCGCCAGCCUCCACGCCCGCCACCGCCCGGUCGCCUCGGCUCCACGGCCCCCGCCCGUCCCUCAGGCCUCCACGCCGCCCGUCCUCGGCCUCUCACGCGCCCGUCCCUCUCCCCGUCCGGCCUCCACGCCCGCCAGCCCGCCCGUCCCCUCGGCCUACCACGCCCGCCAGCCCGCCCGUCACCCUCGGACCUCCGCCCGCCCGUCCCUCGGCGCCGCACGGCCCGCGCCCAGCGCCGGCCCGUGCCCGUCGGCCUCCACGCCCGCCCGGCCAGCCCGCUCCGUUCCCUCGGGCCUCACGCCCGCGGGCCCCGCCCGUCCCUCGGCCUCCACGCCGCCAGCCCGCCCGUCCUCGGCCUCCACGCCCGCCACCCCGCCCGUCCCUCGGCCUCCGCCCCGCCCGCCCGCCCUCUCGGCCCUCCAGGCCCGCCCGCCCUCGUCCGCCCGCGAGCCUCCCGCCCGCCCGUCCCUCGGCCUCCACGCCGCCCUCGUCCACGCCCGCCCCUCCUCGGCCUCCACGCCCGCACAGUCCCUCGGCCUCACGCCGCCCGUCCCUCGGCCUCCACGCCCGCCGCCCGUCCCUCGGCUCCACGCCCGCCAGCCCGUCCCUCGUCCUCCGGCCUCCACGCCCGCCCGUCCCUCGCCUCCACGCCCCGUCCUUGGCCUCCACGCCGCCGCCCCCGUCCACUCCAUCCGAGCGCCGUAA